ACAAUAUCCUACGUACAUACGUUCUUUCCUAUCUGAUUCAAUUGCAAAAUGGCUAGUGAUCUUCAAAAAUCACACGAAGAUGAACGCGCAGGAGCAGAAAUUGUGUAUGGAGCUGAAGAAUGCUACCGUCAUUCAGUAGAAAUGCUACAAGAUUUAGGGUUUCCAAAAGGAGUUCUUCCUCUUAAAGAUCUUGAAGAAUGUGGAUACGUUCGCGAAACAGGAUUUGUAUGGAUGAAACAAAAGGCGCCAUACGAACAUUAUUUUGCUGCAACAAAAACCCUAGUAAGUUAUGCUAUUGAGGUAACUGCAUAUGUGGAGAAAUGUAAGAUGAAAAAAAUGACUGGUGUUAAGAGUAAGCAACUAUUUCUUUGGGUGCCAAUUGUUGAAAUGAGCAUUGAAGAUCCUGCUUCAAAAAAGAUUUAUUUCAAGACUCCUAUGGGAAUUGGAAAGUCUUUUCCAAUUACUGCUUUUAUGAGUGAGGAAGAAAAGCAAAAGUACUUAGAGAAAGCAAAUGAAUAAUGGAGUAAAAUAUUUCCCUUGUUAAUUUAGUGUAGCUUAUUAUAUAUUUUGCGUACUUUCUUUCCUUGGUGAUAUGAAGCUUGUUUUUCAUCAAUUUUCUUGCACACAAACACGGCUUGUAUGGUCUUCAUCAACUGGUUACUUGUAUUUUUACAAUUUAAGGUACUAUUUUUUUUUA
Molecule: messenger RNA, 697 nt
Organism: Nicotiana tabacum (common tobacco)
Lineage: Eukaryota; Viridiplantae; Streptophyta; Magnoliopsida; Solanales; Solanaceae
Source: RefSeq, a predicted model, not a curated record